CGACCUCUCAGUUUACUACAAUCGCAAACCGACGCCGCAUGUCGUUUCGCGAGUUGUUGUGCCCGUGUGUAUGGUGCUAGUGUAAUAACAUAACAGCAAUCUGUUUUGUGCUGUGUUAUUUGUGCUAUUGUGUCGUACUGCCGGAGCGACGGGGCCCACUCACUUGUUGUGAUGCAUUUGAGGAUAUACUUAUGGCUGUCUUGUGUAGUCCUCGCAGGAUAUGUACGAGCGCAAGAGGACGGCGCGUUUUCUUCGUCGACAGAAGAAGCAGCGCACCUCCAAAACGACGGGCCGUCGCCAGGGCGGGACAAUGUGUACAUCGACGAUGAUGGGUCGGGACUAGCGCCCGACGAGAGCUCCGGGUCCGGCUGGGGCGCAGGCCCGGGCCCCGACGACGAGGACGGCCGGGGAGGCUCAGGUGACUCGCCUGACGGGGACUCCGAUGACGAGGACUAUGUGCCACCGACCACAACCGCCGCCCCCACCACCGCCGCCCCCGUGCCGGUCGACCCAUUCAGUAUCAACUCUCUCGAACCGUCCGGCCCGGACGCGUUCAAUCCGGACCAAACGUUCAUACAACCAGAGAGUCCGUUCAUCACCGAUAACCCGGAUACCGACCUUUCGCCACUCCCAACAAACUUCGAUAUAGUUAUUCCUCGUAUUUUGAAACCGAGCGAAGGGGUACCCGACGCAGCCGGCGGAGGCGCGAGGGAGGACUUGCCCUCGCGCCCUGAGACUGACAUAAGCAUCUCUGGUGAAGAUUUGAACCCAGAUACUGACCACGAGCCAGCAGGUUCGAACGUGAACGCAGAGUCGCGGCCGGCAGACAACGUGGUCUUCAUCAUGAACGCGAAGCCCGAGGACCGCGCCACCAGCUUCUUCGCGCAACCAGGCAUUCUAGCCGCUGUCAUCGGCGGUGCAGUAGUCGGGCUGCUAUGCGCAAUACUAGUAGUGAUGUUCAUAGUGUAUCGUAUGCGUAAGAAGGACGAGGGUUCAUACGCGCUCGACGAGCCGAAGAGGAGCCCCGCCGCCGCCUCUUACGGGAAGGGUCACAACAAUAGAGAGUUCUACGCGUGAGACGAUACAGAACAAGCCAUGCCACGUGUUUACUGAGCGGCUCGCCAGUCCACACUGCGGGAUCCCCACCCCGUGUGCGACCAGCUAACCGUUAUAAUUUUUUAAAUUUCGACAACGUUCCGAUUCACGUAACGUCCGCACAGAUUAUAAAUUCUUUUACUGACGUGGCUAAAUUGUUCUGUAACUUCAAUAUUACCGACAAAAUAAUUUAUUACUUUUGAAUUAUUGACAUAUGCCUGUACGGAUUGUACUGCAAUAUGUACAAACCUGGUACAAAAACCGUGUCUAACCGAAGAGUUUGUAUGGAAUCGCUGAAGAACACUUAAAAUAUUAAAUUAUACUUAUCACUUUGCAGACCAAUUUAAUAGGUAAUGUGGUGUGCUGAUGAUUGUGGUAACAUGAUAAUGAUGUCGAGGUGUGCUGACUCCUUCAUGUUUCGAGACCAAUGUGGUUGAGUGCUGUUUCAUUGGUUGUCAUCACGUCGAUGCUGCAUGAGUCGUAUUUCUUUGUAAAAAUGAAUGUGCCAUCUGCUUUUGACUGUAUAUUGCUGAUUAUUUCUCUUCGCCUAGACUGUAACUAAAUUAAUCUCAAAAUGGUCUAUGGACACGUCCAUAUCUAUUGUUUGACUAUGUAAUAUAAUGAAAUUAUAUUAAAUAUUUAUACAUAUUUAGAUCGUCUCUAAAGAUUUUGAUGUAGAAUUUAUACAAAACAUUACGGACUAUUAAUUGUCUUCAAAAAUGUCAACGAAAAUUCAUUGCUUAUAAUUAUUGUGUCUUUAGGUGUUAGUAUGAUAUCAUUUGUAUCUUUAAAUCGUGUAUCUUUUUUAUGUUCCUUUAGGUGUCGUCAAUUUCUGGUUGGGAAUGCGAAAUUUUGAACUUGUUAACUUUGCUGUCUCCUUCUGGCAAUGCAAUAUUGUCGUUUUGGCUAUGAAUUGAUUAAGGAAUUGACAUACGAGUAAUUGUAUCGUUUAGAAAAUUUAACUGUGUUAUUUUAUCAUCGAUAUUAGUUUUCUUGGGUUUAUCUAGCAUUAGCUAUUUCAUUAUAGUUAUUUUCUUUAUCUAGGUUGUGCAACGAAUCAUUGUUUUAUUCUCUCUUGUCUCUCAUUUCUCUGACAACACUUUUUGUGCCAUCUUCUCUGUUAAUCGUUUGUUUUUUAAUAUUAAGUAAGCUUCCAUUAUUUUUUCUCAGCAGUACGUAAGUUGUACAGUUGCCAGCAAGUCGGCUUGCUAUAAAAUGAUCUUGACCUCUCAAAAUUCAUUGCAGUUAUCAGACUGUGAAAUGAUUUGUUGUCCGACUGUACAUUAUUCCGUUAAUUUAUUAAUGUGGCGUCAAUUAUUUCAGUAAUAUUUGACAAGUCUGAUAAAUCUGUUUUUCGUAACAACACGUCAAAUAUUUUGAAAUCUCAUUUACAUCUUUUGAUUGACGUACGAAUAAUAUAUUUCGAAUUUCAUUUUUAUUUUCAAUUUAGAAUUGAUUACAUAUCCGUAUUUUUGCAUUAAAUUCGUAACGAAUAAAAUUAUACUUGAGAACAAAUUAUUUUCACUUAUAUUUCAAAGAUGAUCAUGUAUAAAUUAAUAAUAUUUAACUCGCACAAUAAGUCUCGUAUAUUGUCGUGAAUUAUACAGGGUGUGCAAAAACAUGAAGAAAUAUAAAAACUUUAGUUUUAGAGCAAUGUCGCCUAAAAGAUUAAUCCUUCAAGCUCCGCGAAUCUAGACACAAUAGAUAAUCAAUUGUUAUGACAUUAAUUAAUGCCGUCUGGGACUCAAUCGGUUAAUACUUAUUCUCGUACCAAUAAAUUUAUUCGCAUAAAAUUUGUAUGGAUCGUAAUUGACAGUUUUCGCGAUUUGAGUGUUGCUCGUAUAGUAACAGUUGCUUUUCUUUAGGUAUCUGGUUACGCAUUUUUAAAACAUGCACUCCGUUUUAAUGGAUACCCUGUAUUAUUAUUACGACAUAAAAUAUUAAUGUACUUUAUUGUAUCUAUUUGAUGUAUGUAAAAAUGUUUGACGAGACAGAUAUCGAAGAUUUCACUGUACUUCGGAAAAUAAACUUGACUUGGAUUUUCUGCGUGAAAACUGCAUUAUGCAUUAUUUUUACUUUUCAUAUUUUGCUAACGUGCAUGAACUAGAUUCACUCAAUGGAUAUUCAUGAUUACGUGUAGGUAUUAUAAAUAAUUUAUUAGCCUGUCAACUUUCUGCCUAAAGUUAAAAAUUAAUUAUACUCAGUUUUUUUUGUUUUGUGAACUUAUUUUGUAGGUACCUAUAGUAAUGAUUGGAUCACAAUUUUUUUCGAAUACCAAAUAAAAGGGUGGAGGAGCAUUGGCCUAUUAUUUUAUCAAACAAAUAGAAUUCGCAAGAACAAAAAUACGUUCUAUUUUUAAUGUUGCCAACAACUUUUUAUUAUUUUAGUUAAGAUAAUAUUGUCUGUAUUCUUAUAAAAUGUUUUAUUCAUAAUGCAGUUUUUCCAAAGAAAUUCCUAGAGUCCCAUAUACAUUCCUAUCGGAUCCAUAUAAAAUUGUAAGUUGUAGCGAGCGACAGCUCAUUAGGGUAAGAUUGUACAUUUUAAUUGUAAAUCUCUUAGACUUUAAUCUGAUAGUUUAUACAGUAAAGUCUUGUAACCAAAUAUGUGUAGUCAGCGGUUGUUUGUUUGUUUUCUCUGUAUUAUUCAAACCAAGUCUGUUUAACAAGAGUUUUUUAUCGUUCAAGUCUCAUAGUUAAGUCUCUGAUAGGUCUUUUCAGUAUGAUGUGCCUAUCCAGGGUCUAAUUCUAGUACACACUCGAAAUAUUCACCUGCAUUUUUCACUCCCACGAGAGGUUGUGUGAUAUAAAUGUAUUUAAAUAUCUGA
Molecule: messenger RNA, 3919 nt
Organism: Ostrinia nubilalis (European corn borer)
Lineage: Eukaryota; Metazoa; Arthropoda; Insecta; Lepidoptera; Crambidae
Gene: Sdc
Product: syndecan
Exons: 5
Coding region: 172-1077 (301 amino acids)
Biological process (GO): cell migration
Cellular component (GO): membrane; cell surface
Source: RefSeq, a predicted model, not a curated record